Molecule: messenger RNA, 1137 nt
Organism: Bradysia coprophila
Lineage: Eukaryota; Metazoa; Arthropoda; Insecta; Diptera; Sciaridae
Product: serine dehydratase-like
Biological process (GO): L-threonine catabolic process; L-serine catabolic process
Molecular function (GO): threonine deaminase activity; L-serine ammonia-lyase activity
Source: RefSeq, a predicted model, not a curated record
UUGAAGAGUUAGUUAGAAACGUCGAGUCGUUGCAGCAAUAAUGGACAAAUUCGAUUUAUCCGUUUACAAAAUAGCAGUUGAAACACCGCUAAUCGAAAGUGUACCGAUUUCACAAUAUACACCCAAUUUUAAUGUUCAUCUGAAACUAGAAAAUACUCAACCUUGCGGUAGUUUCAAGCAACGAGGUAUCGGUCUACGAUGUUUGAAGGCUAAAGAGGCUGGCUACACAAAAGUGAUUUCGUCGUCCGGUGGAAAUGCGGGUCUUGCUGUAGCGCGUUCGGCUCGUGUUCUUGGUCUCGCAGCUACAGUAGUUGUACCACUUACAACUAAUCAACAUGCUAUUAGCCUCUUGAAAGAACAACAUGCGGAAGUGAUACGACACGGUUCUGUCUGGAACGAAGCCCAUGAAUUUGCUUUAAAACUAGUUGAUGAACAGAGCUCCAUAAAGUCGUGCUAUGUUCACGCAUUCGAUGAUCCUGUUGUCUGGGAAGGACAUUCUUCAAUGGUUAUGGAAAUAUCAAAUCAGCUUACGAAUCAACCAAAAGCAAUAGUUUUGUCAUGUGGUGGUGGAGGACUUCUGAUCGGUAUUCUUGAAGGCAUCAAGAAAUUAAAUUGGUACGAUACUGAGGUGAUCGUUGUUGAGACUCAUGGAGCUCAUUCAUUUAAUUUAAUGACGGAAUCUGGAGGCAAAAGAGCUCGUCUAGACAAAAUAACAAGUCGUGCGACUACAUUGGGUGCGUUGGAAGUAGCACCUAGGCUUGUGGAUGACUAUUGGCAGAAUCAAUUUCGCAUGACUUCUGUACUUGUGAGUGAUGAAGAAAGUAUUGAAGCGAUUACAAACAUUGUCGACCAACAUCGUAUGCUUGUUGAGAUGUCGUGUUCGGCAUCAGUGGCUGCUAUAUACAACGGAUCUGUGGAGAAGCUACUCAAAUCAAAGAACAUAGCUUCAGGUGACAUUGUCGUCAUACUUUGCGGCGGGUCGGGUAUAAACAUGCAAGUAUUAAACGAAUUGAAAUCGAUAAGUAAGUUAUAGUAGUAACUCGUAGCUCAAGAACUAUAACAGCACAAUUAUCGAGGAGACUAAAAUAAAAUUGUCGACCAUGAAACAUGUAGAAUUUUUUUUAUUGAAGUCUCCUU